AAAACAAAUGCCUGCGAAUGUUGUUUUUCUUCUUUUGUUUUUUUCCUCACCGCACAUGGCAACUCCGAUAAGAAAAGACACGAUAAAGAGAUCCCACAGUGAUUCGAAGCAGUGUUUGGUACGCGUUCAUCGUGUUUGUACGUUUUUGUGCUCGUAUUGUCAAUAAAAAUCACUAAAUCACGAAAAAUUAAUCAAAAUGUCUUGCAAACAACGCAAAGUCGUUAUAAUGGGCUACAGAUCAGUUGGUAAAUCAUCUCUGAGUAUUCAAUUCGUCGAAGGACAAUUCGUAGACGAUUAUAAUCCAACGAUAGAAAACACGUUUACAAAGCGCGCGCGUUUCAAUUCGCAAGACUACGAGCUAAAGGUGAUCGACACGGCGGGGCAGGACGAGUAUUCGCUGAUAACAUCACAGUACGGUAUAGAUAUCCACGGAUAUGUCCUUGUUUACAGCGUAACGAGCAAUAAAUCGUUCGAGGUGAUUAAGUCUUUGUACGCCAAACUGUUGGACAUCACGGGGAAAGUUGAUUUACCAAUUGUUUUGGUUGGUAACAAGACGGAUUUGCACAAACAACGUGCGAUAUCACCAGAACAAGGGCGCAAAUUGGCCGAGGAGUGGAAAGCGGUGUUUUUGGAGACGUCAGCUAAACACCAAGAAGAUGUUCUUGAUAUUUUCAACGUGCUGCUGCGUGAAAUCGAACGCACGAAUGGAAACCUCACAGAAAGAACCAACUGCGCCGUGUCUUAACCUGAAACAGAACACAAGCAACAAACGCAAAAGAAAAGUAAACAAAAAGUAAACGUACCUAACAUAUUAUUUAUAUUUACAUAGAAUAGGAACCAAAAUAGUAAUGACCAAUGAUGAUUAAUGACGUGUGCGUAAAAUAGUAAAACUUUAAAA
Dalotia coriaria is the source of this 898-nucleotide messenger RNA. RefSeq names its product GTP-binding protein Rheb homolog. The record is from RefSeq and is a predicted model, not a curated record. Gene Ontology annotation, biological process: small GTPase-mediated signal transduction. The transcript has 4 exons. Gene Ontology annotation, molecular function: GTPase activity; GDP binding; GTP binding. Bases 197 to 745 code for a protein of 182 amino acids. Gene Ontology annotation, cellular component: plasma membrane. Lineage: Eukaryota; Metazoa; Arthropoda; Insecta; Coleoptera; Staphylinidae.